Molecule: messenger RNA, 492 nt
Organism: Fomitopsis serialis
Lineage: Eukaryota; Fungi; Basidiomycota; Agaricomycetes; Polyporales; Fomitopsidaceae
Exons: 2
Source: RefSeq, a predicted model, not a curated record
AUGGACAGAAUCUGGGAGUACGAGAGGGAACGUGUCGACAGAUGGCGGAGCGAGAUCAAUGCCUUACUCACCUUUGCCGGGCUAUUCGCAGCUGUCAUUAGCCCCUUUGCUGUGCAGUACUACACCAUGCUGCAACCUCCUACGCCCGUUCCCGACUUUAACACCAAGAUCCUCGAGCACAUCUCCCAGCAAUUAGCGGAUAUCAUGAAUCAAACCGGUGCCUCAUCCUCGCGGUUGGCAUGCUCAGUGCUGGAGCAGUCAACCGCCCCCGAGCCGCCUGCUCCUCAGGCCUAUGUCGCUGUUCUAUGGUUCGCCGCGUUGGUAUGCGGACUCGGCGCAGCGGCAAUAGCCAUCUCUGUCAAUCAGUGGCUGAACGGUCUCCUAACUCGGACUGCUCUUGCCGGCAAAGAAUCACGCGAACAAAUGCGAGUAUGGAAUCUUCGUCAUGAAACCUUCCGCAGAUGGCGCCUGGCGGUCUUAAUCGACAUACCA